This is a messenger RNA of Aphanomyces astaci, 1734 nucleotides long. RefSeq names its product PEK protein kinase. The record is from RefSeq and is a predicted model, not a curated record. The transcript has a single exon. Gene Ontology annotation, biological process: protein phosphorylation. Gene Ontology annotation, molecular function: protein kinase activity; ATP binding. NCBI's taxonomy places the organism in Eukaryota, Oomycota, Saprolegniomycetes, Saprolegniales, Verrucalvaceae. Bases 21 to 1706 code for a protein of 561 amino acids.
CGUUUUGUCACGUCGAAUACAUGCGUCGCCCAAGUGUGUCGGGUGGUCCGUUCAUAGACACGCCUCUGCUGCCGCUGGACAAACUGGCGUUGGAGCGAAGCGUGUCGUCGCCCAUGAACAAGCAGACGGCCAAGUCCCUCUUGUUCGGGGCAUCGCACAGCCCGAUGAAGGUUCCGUCAUAUUCGUCGUCAUUCACGGCGAACGACAUGUACCCGUUUGGGCGGCAGAAUCCAUUCGAGACCGAUUUUGUCGAGCAUAUGCUCGUGGCGGAGGGCGGUUUUGGCAAAGUGUUCAAGUGUCGCUCCAAGAUCGACAACCGACAGUAUGCCGUCAAAGUCGAGCAGGUGCAUUUCACCCCCAAAGCCAUCUUCAACCCCAACGAAAUCCGAGAAACCAUCCUCCGCGAGGUGCAUUUGCUCGCUGGCCUCGACCACGAACACGUGUGUCGGUACUUCAACACGUGGAUCUUCGGCAAACUCGUGUCCACCGGUCGGCCCGACUCGGCCAAAAGCAGCACCGCCAACAUGGACAACUCGGACGAUUCGUUUGGGUGGUCCGACAAACACAAACCGUUUGCUCCGAAUCAGACAAUCUUGCACGUGGAAGGAGCGCCCUCGUUCGAUUCGGUGGCAUCAGUAUCGUCGUCGAUGUGUGGCUUCUCAUUUGAUCGAACCAGUACCAACGGAGUCGACGAAGUGUUGCUGCCGCCACCGACGCCACAGAUCCCUGUUUCCCCAGUGCCCCCUGUCAAAAAAGAGUUGGCAGACCCCCCCACCAGAUUAACCUCUCCGCGCUCCAACCUGUCGCUUCAAAUGGACGUGUACAUCCAAAUGGCACUGUACCAUGGCAAUUCACUGCAGCAUUGGCUCGUAGAGCGGCAGUCCAUCGACGUGAACGCCAACUUGACCAUCUUUCAGCAAAUCGUGUCUGGCCUCAAGUAUAUUCACGGUCAGGGCCUUAUCCAUCGAGACAUCAAGCCUGCCAACAUCUUUCUGACGCUGGACGCAUGUGUCAAGAUCGGCGACUUUGGCUUAGCCACCGACAGCCGCCUCCUCGAGUCGUCCUUGGCAGGCGUGGGCACCCCAUUGUACAGCAGUCCAGAGCAAACCCGGGGCGAUGUAUGCAGCACCAAGUCGGACGUGUUCAGUCUCGGCCUCGUGUUGUGCGAGUUGUUCUGCAACUUUUCCACGCAAAUGGAGAAACACGUGACUCUGAUGGAGGUCCGCUCACCCCACGGCGUUGUUCCAUCCUGCGUGCCUCCAGAAAUUGCUGCCGUGGUCAAGCAACUGGUGCACCCGGACCCAUCGAAACGCCCCACGUGCGAAGCCAUCGAACUCAUGGACGAAGUGAUGCCGUUUCUACUGCAUUCCAUGCCCACUUCGACCACAGACAAGACAUCGCAUCGGUAUAGCCGACGACGCUUUUCCAUGGACGAGCCAGACUCGGGGGUGCCUGUGAUUCCCUUGUUUGCUCCACCGAGGAGCUUGCCACACCCUCUGCAUUCGUUGCUGGAUGAACUCGAGAAACUCAUCGGGCAGCAAGAAGCAGCGCUUCGGCAAGUCGGACACACAGCAGCAGCAGCCACCUCUUGGGUUGUAGAAGCCUUGGCACUGUCAGAUCGGAAGCGGCAAGUGCUUGCGGCAGUGCGCCACGAAGUUCGAGGACAACCGUCAAGUGAUUACCACGAAUACGAGUACCACACGUAGAUAUGUUAAGAGGACAUUACGUGCUUGC